GUUGCUGUAUUUACCUCCAUGUUAAGAUAACUGUUUCCUGGUUAGAAUAUAUCAGGGAUGCAGGUGCUCAUUUGAGGAGUGGAUACAUCUAGAGAUUGCAACGCAAGUGACUGCUUAAGGAAAUUACCGUCCAUUUGAGAAAUAAAUAUGGGGAAAUCAAUCACUGUGCUUCACUGGGUUCUGCUCACACUGGGACUAGUUGCGGCUCAAGUAGAUAAGGUGGAGCGUGCUUUGCCAAACUGGCUUACAGGAAUCAUCGCUGUUUCCAUCUUCCUCUUUCUUCUCUUCAUCACCUUCCUCGUAAACAAAGCCUGGUGUGAAACUCCAAGCGAACCAGAAGCAGUGAUACCUAAUGAAUACGCCAUGACUAAUGGAUCGCCCACCAACGAGACAAGUCUUGAUGCAGUCAGGAGCAGUGAGUGCACUGAAGCGUACGAGAAUGUCAUCGUUCACCAAACUGAUGAAAAAGUAACUGUAAUGUAAUUGAGGAAAUAUCUACACUACAAUCAGCACCCUAUGAACCGUGUUUGCUGCUGUUACCUGUUGAAAAUAUUUUGCUGACAUAGCCUAACUUGUACCAAAGGUUAGCACUGUUUUUGUUUUGUAGACUAACUGCAACUUUAAACAUUAACUGUAGUUAAUUCUAGAAAUAAUUUGUUGUACUUCUGCAUAUUCAUGUAAAAUUCAGAAAUGUGUUUUCUAAGUCUCUUUAUAAUAAAAAUCAAUAUAAGCUAAU
Messenger RNA from Xyrauchen texanus (razorback sucker), 736 nucleotides. RefSeq names its product PDZK1 interacting protein 1 (gene pdzk1ip1). Lineage: Eukaryota; Metazoa; Chordata; Actinopteri; Cypriniformes; Catostomidae. Bases 148 to 483 code for a protein of 111 amino acids. The record is from RefSeq and is a predicted model, not a curated record. The transcript is spliced from 4 exons.